Molecule: messenger RNA, 3443 nt
Organism: Anopheles aquasalis
Lineage: Eukaryota; Metazoa; Arthropoda; Insecta; Diptera; Culicidae
Gene: Tm1
Product: tropomyosin 1
Source: RefSeq, a predicted model, not a curated record
CGAUCGCCUUGUCUCGCUCACAGCAACGCGCCUUCUCGCUCACUCCAGCGGCGAGCAGGCGAGAUGAACGCCGUACUGGAGCGCCAACAUGGCGACGGUUUUCGCUCUCGGGCGAAAAUUCGGUUCAUUACAUCCGUGGCGGUGAUCGAAGAGGCGAAGAAGCAGUUUAGUACUAGUAGAAAUCCAUAGUUGAUCUUCCAGUGUGCGAUUCGUGUGAUUGUGCUUUCAGUGGGUGAAUUGUCAGAGUGAUAAACCGCUGAAGUAAACGUGAGGAAAGGAGCACCUGUUUUGGAGCAUUCCGAUCUCGGUUGCUAUCAGAGUAAUCCACCAGUAAAGCCGCCGGAAUUGCAAAAUCUCGGCGUUUGGUCAGUGCGCUCUGCCAAGCCCGGUGUAAUUUUAUCGCUUAUCGAAAGAGAUAAAUUGUACUGUGCGGUUCGAAGAGGGGCACCAGCAGCAGUUAGUGAAUCGUCGUCAGCGGGAAAUAAGAAGGCUAAAAAAAAUAUAAAAUAGAAGCCAUGGCCGCGAACGUGCAGCAAAGUGGUAACCUGCUCGACGUGCUGAAGAAGAAGAUGCGCCAGACGAAGGAGGAGAUGGAAAAGUACAAAGAUGAAUGUGAAGAAUUUCACAAAAAACUCCAGAACGAAGUGAUGAGGCGCGAGGAAGCUGAAUCAGAAGUUGCCGCUCUGAACCGUCGUAUUCAGCUGUUGGAGGAAGAUCUCGAACGUUCGGAAGAACGUUUGGCUUCCGCCACGGCUAAGUUGUCAGAGGCUUCGGCCGCUGCCGACGAGAGCGAACGGAUCCGGAAAGCGCUUGAAAAUCGCACAAAUAUGGAGGACGAUAGGGUAGCGAUAUUGGAGGCGCAGCUAGCUCAAGCCAAGCUAAUAGCAGAGGAAGCGGACAAAAAAUACGAAGAGGUGGCCAGAAAGCUGGUGCUUAUGGAACAGGACCUGGAGCGCUCGGAGGAGAAGGUUGAAAUGAACGAAAGCAAGAUCGUCGAGCUUGAGGAAGAGCUGCGCGUGGUCGGUAACAACCUGAAGUCGCUGGAAGUCUCGGAGGAAAAGGCGACGCAACGAGAGGAAUCGUACGGUGGACAAGUUAGAGUGUUGGAUCAACGUCUUAAGGAGGCUGAAGCCCGUGCUGAGUUCGCUGAACGUUCUGUUCAGAAGUUGCAGAAGGAAGUCGACAGACUCGAAGACGAGAUGACAAUCGAACGUGCCAAGAACAAAAUGCUCCAAGAGGAAAUGGAAGCAACGCUUCACGAUAUUCAGAACAUGUAAGCGGUUGGAGUUUAGAGACAAAUCGAACCCAGCAAUACAAUGUUACAUGGCGCGUCGUAAUAGAAGAAGGGGCAUACGAUGGAUUGGAGUGACACUACGAGAUAGGCGUUCAUUUAUUGUAAAGCUGAGCAUGGAGGAAAAUUAGAAACAAGAAGGAAAUCUGUUAAGCGGCAAUCGUUUGGCAACGAGCAGGACAUUACGAACCAAUAUGCCAAAUUCCACACAACACACAGAAAAUUUUCUGACGCACGCAACGCAACAUUUACAUAUCGCCUUUUAUUGCUACUUCAAUGCGGAAAUUAACAAAUUUCGAGUGAUUACAUACCCCCAGAAUCAGAAGUUUGGACCAAGAGAGCAACAGAGCGAAAUAGAGAGGGAGCGAUCGAGAGAAUGAUAAAAGAUACAAAGGAUUAGUUUGCACCUUGUAAGAGCCGUUUUUUCCGAGGAAUGCCGGUUGUAUUUACUCUCGGGCAUGUAAUGUAGAAGCCUGAGGUGUGUUAGUAAUAAGUUGGGGCCAUUUAAAAGAUGUUUUAAACGAAAAUCAAAAGGCGAAACGCACAUCGUAGCAUAUGCACAAACGUAGAAAAGAUUCACGAUCGGUUCAGUUUUUUUGCUUUAUAUUCGAUUUUUCAUGUGGAAACAAUUGACGAUUUCCGUCGGUUUACGGAAAGGUGUGGGAUGCCUCAGGGAACGAUCGCCUUGAAGUGAACCCCUGUAGUUUUGUUUUCUUCCUCUGAUCAACCGAUUAACUUAGCCUAGUCGUCUAUUUGAAGAUUUUAGUGCGUUUGGUUCUUGUCUUAUUAUCGGAUAGUCCCGCGAGCUAUGGCCUCUGCCAGAUUACCAUUUUAGUAUCGCACUCAACAUUAUCAUGAUGAUGCUUUAGAUCCAUAGAAAAGCGAAUUGAGGAGAGAGAGAGAGAGAGUUUCGUAUGCCAGCGUACACAGAGGAAGCAAAAGACAUUACUGUUAAGGCAAAACCACAAUUUUCAUUCAUUCCAUCGACGUGAAACGCUAAUGGUCGGCGUUGUUGUUGUGCAUUUCUUUCCAUUUCCAGUUGUUGAAGAAGAACUAAGAACAUUCCUUUGCCAUAGCAGCAAACAAUAGAUCACUUUGAUUUGCUCUAUCUGUGACAGUCAACUCAAAAAGCUGUCUGCAUUUAGGCGGUGCGGUUGCGGUAAGCGCAGCAGUAGUACCGUUCCGUUGUUAAGUCCUUAUCCCAUUCCAUUCGAGAUUGUAACGUUGAACAUUUCCGGCGAGUUGUUGCUAUUGCGUUAACGCAUCCUCGGAGAUUGUAGACACAAGCGCGUGCGUGUUUCUUGUCUUUAGCAUUCCAUCUAAUGUGUUAACGUGCAAAAGGAUGCGUUCGGAGCGCAGCUUCCGCGUUCCGCCCAAAGACUCCUUUCAAAUGUCUUUUUUUUACUUCUACGCCCAUCUAGCUUUCAUUUUAGCCUUUACAAAACAAUUCGCAAACGAUUCGGUCAAUUCAUCGCUAUCCUUCUCGUCCUCCUCCUCCACCUCCUUCCCCUGUCGGACAACAAAGCACAGACAGGCGGCGUGCCGAAGGAAAACUCGAUGCAUAGACUGUUUGUCGGCGUGUUAUGCACUGUUACGAUGUAGCCCACGGUUUUUCCCGUCAAAGCGAAUGGGGACAGGAAUAGAGUAGCUAGGACAAGAUAUUCAUUAGCCAGGACCGUUAGUAGAACAUACGUACUAUAGGACAAACAGUAGGCGGAAAUUUUUGCGCAGACAAGAUGUCAAGGAAGAAAAGGAUAAAACAAAAUAUUGCAGCAAAUCUUCUCGGUCCGAUCAGCUAAGCCAGAGCUAUCAUUUCAAAACCCGUGCCUUUAUAUUGGUGUUUUUCAUUUUUCAUAUCAGUUUGUCUAGUUUGUACUAAUUGCAUACGGCAAAGCACAAUUGAAGGAAUGUAAAGAGAGUAGCAAGAAACGGGCCAGGAGAAGCCCAACCGCGAACACACAUAAAAACUCAUAUUUACUCGUCCAAACUGCACACACACAUACACAUCUACAUCCACACACGUCCACGAGUUUCACAGAAAACACACAUACACACGAACAUGAACAGUGUCGUGACGCGAACCGCGAAAGAAGGAUGGCCUCUUUAAUGUAUUUGAGUGUUUAUAAUAUAUUAUUUUAUCCUAAAUCCUGAA